This is a messenger RNA of Raphanus sativus (radish), 1629 nucleotides long. Its product is annotated as serine/threonine-protein kinase ZRK1. Bases 121 to 1182 code for a protein of 353 amino acids. Gene Ontology annotation, molecular function: ATP binding; protein serine/threonine kinase activity. NCBI's taxonomy places the organism in Eukaryota, Viridiplantae, Streptophyta, Magnoliopsida, Brassicales, Brassicaceae. The transcript has a single exon. Gene Ontology annotation, biological process: protein phosphorylation; cell surface receptor signaling pathway. The record is from RefSeq and is a predicted model, not a curated record. Gene Ontology annotation, cellular component: plasma membrane.
UUUUGGCUUUUCUCCACAGUCUCUCUCUCAUUAGAAAGAAAAGGUCAGAGUUGUCUGCUUUAUUCAAUUCACCAUAAAAAGGCUGAUACUUGCUUAAGGAAAACCAAACACCUUUUCACCAUGGAAUCAAUGAAGAAGCAGUAUCUGAAUUCUUGGUCUGGUAGAAAGAAGGAAAAGGAGAGGAAGAAGAAGAGGUGGUUCUUGGAAAACGGAAGCAUCUUACUAGAAGAAUUAAUCUCCGACUCCAAUGGUAAAUCUAUUCCUCUACGCAGCUUUCCUUCCGACCAGAUCCUUAGAGCCACUAACAACUUUGAUUCAAGCUGUUUUGUCUCGGAAGAUGCGUACUAUAAAUGGUACAGAGGUGACAUCGAAGACAGAUCUUAUAUGAUCAAGAAGUUCUCUGAGGAUAAAGUUACAGGACACAGAGUUGAAGAGGUUUACAACGAUAUUGUCUUGUCUGCUCGGAUGAGCAAUCACAACAACUUUCUAAAACUAUUAGGAUGCUCCCUCGAGUUUCCUUUUCCGGUUCUUUUGUUUGAGUUCGCUAGUAAUGGAGUCUUGAAUGAGAGAGGAGGUAUUAGUGUCAACGGGGAAGAUUCUUUGUUGCCUUGGGGUUUACGGUUAAAGAUUGGGAAAGAGAUUGCAAAUGCUGUGACUUAUCUUCACAUGGCGUUCCCUAAGAUCAUCAUACAUAGAGAUGUUAAGCCGAUGCAUGUUUUCUUAGACAGUGACUGGACUGUUAAGCUGUCUGAUUUAUCCUUCUCGAUAUCUCUACCUGAAGGAAAAACAAGAAUAGAAGCUGAAAGAAUCAUCGGAACUUUUGGGUACCUUGAUCCGCUAUACCAUGCCACGAGUUUUGUGACUGAGUAUACCGAUGUGUACAGCUUUGGGAUCUGUUUGUUGGUUUUUCUCACUGGCAAACCGGUUGUCAUUCAGGGAUCUGAUGGAUAUGCUCAAGGUAUUCUUAGCUAUGUGAAAGGGUUGUGGGAGGAUGGGGAAGUGAACGAAGUAAUUGAUACGGUGAUGGGUAAAGACAUCACAAGUGUCCAGAAAUCGCAGGUGGAAAUGUGUCUUGUACUGGCUUUGAGAUGCUGCAAUGAGAGAGAUGAAUACAGACCAAAGAUGAUCCAAGUAGCUAAAGAACUCAAACUGAUUGAGGCAUUAUUCAGAGAUUCUAGCUAGAUGCAUGAAACUUUCAUGUUUAUUCCAUUUCCUCCUUAUUCUAACCAUAGUGUGGGUCCGCCCCCGCCAUUAUGCUUAACCCAUUGUUUGCUGACACUAGUAGGAUAUAGGAAUCUGGUAAGCCUUGGAGAAGGUAUUUGAGGAAGUGAUUGAGAGACAGAACAUGAGUUAGAUAAGGAGAAGAGAACGAGUUUGGAAGAAGAAGAGAAGAUUGACUUGUCAGUUACUGGGGCCGUUAGGAGUCUGUUCGUUAGUUGGGUUAGCUUUGCUACUAUAUAAAGCGAGCUACAGUGAAUAAUGUGGGUUGGCUCAGAGCCGGGCUUGAGCAGAUGUAUGUGAAACAUUUGAUUGGCCCCCAUCUUGUGGGGCCCCCAGUUUACAAUUUUUUUUUUGCUUUUUAUUUUUACAAAACAUUAUUGGUUUAUAUAUAUUCAUAUAUUUAUAUAA